Molecule: messenger RNA, 3054 nt
Organism: Brassica rapa (field mustard)
Lineage: Eukaryota; Viridiplantae; Streptophyta; Magnoliopsida; Brassicales; Brassicaceae
Product: pentatricopeptide repeat-containing protein At4g25270, chloroplastic
Biological process (GO): RNA modification
Molecular function (GO): protein binding; RNA binding
Source: RefSeq, a predicted model, not a curated record
UACUAAUAUUUUAUCAUAUUAAGCUUUGCUUCCCUCCAUUUAUCAUACUGAGAACAGAGAAGAUGGUGAGUAUCGUAUACAGACCAAGCUUCUGUUAUCCAACCAUAUCGUCUUCUUCGAUGAAAAAGAAGCCCAGACACUACGAACAGUUGAAGCUAAAACAAAUCCAAGACAACAACAACAACAACAAUGGAUUCACUUCCCUCUCCUUGUCCAAACCAUCUCCCACUCCAAUCUUGGUCGGAAAACAAUCCACUCAACGGACCAAACUCGAAGCCCUAGACUCUGUCAUUACAGAACUCGAAACCUCCGCUCGAAAAGGCAUCACAAUCACCGAACCAGAGAUCUUCGCUUCUCUCCUCGAGACAUGCUACACCUUGAGAUCCAUCCACCACGGCGCUAGAGUUCACCGCCUCAUACCUGCGUACCUCUUACGCAACAACCUGGGCGUUUCGUCGAAGCUCGUCAGGCUGUACGCUUCUUGCGGCUACGCGGAGGUUGCACACGAGGUGUUCGAUCAAAUGUCCAAGAGAAAAUCAUCAGCUUUUGCUUGGAACUCUCUUAUCUCAGGCUACGCGGAAUCAGCUCAGUACGAAGACGCGAUGGCUAUCUACUUCCAGAUGGCUGAAGACGGCGUUAAACCGGACCGGUUUACUUUCCCACGAGUCUUGAAAGCUUGUGGAGGAAUUGGUUCUAUUCAGAUCGGAGAAGCGAUUCACCGUGAUUUGGUUAAGGAAGGUUUUGGUUACGAUGUCUAUGUCCUCAAUGCUCUUGUUGAUAUGUAUGCUAAAUGCGGCGACAUUGUUAAAGCAAAGAGUGUUUUCGACAUGAUUCCUCACAAAGACUAUGUUUCUUGGAACUCGAUGUUGACUAGCUACCUUCAUCAUGGGUUGUUACACGAGGCUGUGCAUAUUUUUCGUUUGAUGGUUCGAGAUGGGGUUGAGCCUGAUAAGGUUGCUAUAUCUAGUGUUCUAGCUCGUGUUUUGUCUUUGAAACAUGGACGUCAGCUACAUGGAUGGGUGAUUAGGAGAGGAAUGGAGUGUGAGUUAUCCGUUGCGAAUGCUUUGAUUGUUCUCUACUCCAAAAUGGGACAAUUAAGUCAAGCCUGCUUCGUAUUUGAUCAGAUGCUCGAGAGAGAUAUUGUAUCUUGGAAUGCUAUUAUCUCUGCUCACUCUAAAGAUUCUAAUGGUUUGAAGUAUUUUGAGGAGAUGCAGCGUGCUGACGUUAGACCCGAUGUUAUCACGUUCGUCUCGGUGCUAUCUCUCUGUGCUAAUACAGGAAUGGUGGAAGAUGGAGAGAGACUAUUCUCUUUGAUGUCGAAAGAAUACGGGAUAAACCCGAAGAUGGAACACUAUGCGUGUAUGGUGAAUCUCUACGGAAGAGCAGGGAUGAUGCAGGAGGCUUACUCAAUGAUUGUUCGAGAGAUGGGGUUUGAGGCUGGUCCAACUGUUUGGGGAGCUUUGUUGUACGCUUGUUACAUCCAUGGGAAUGCAGAUAUAGGAGAGGUUGCUGCUCAGCGUCUUUUCGAGUUAGAACCUGAUAACGAACACAAUUUCGAGCUGUUGAUGAGAAUUUAUAGCAAGGCGAAAAGAAUACAAGAUGUUGAGAGAGUGAGGCAGAUGAUGGUAGAUCGAGGAUUGGAGACAUAAGUUUACUCAAAGGGAAAAGGAUCACGUGACAUGUGUGAACGCGUCUGAUUGGUUAGCUGUUAGAAGUGAUUUCUUUAUGUCUAUAGAUUCUCGUGGGAUGUCUUUUGCUAGAUUUUACUUCAAAACUAGCGUCUUCACUAUAUUAUACUUUUUGUCUUCACUAUAUUGUACUUUUUCCACUGCAAUAUUCAAUUGAAAAGCCAUAUUCCUCGUGACCAGUGUUUUAAUAUGGGUUAGUAACAUGGGUUUAGUCAUUGGUCACGUGCAUUAGGACCUACCACUUGCAUAUAUGGAAAGGAUCCAAAAUAUGCUGUCUAAAAGAAUCAUAUGAUAAUGUGAAGCAAUAAGAACAAUGUAUAUGAAGACAUACAGUUCCAGCUUAUCUUCUUUUAUUGAUACCCUCAUUGCUUCACAUUUAUUAACGUUUCACCUAACUCCAGUUUCUGCUCUAAAAAUAAAUAAAUAGUGCUGUGUGUGUUAGGAUUUAAGGGUCAAAGUAUCUGCGUUCACACAUUCGUUGAGCCUCUAUAUAAAUCCAUGAACCCUUUUGCUGCUACUCCCACUUUUAGUUGUUUAUAUUAUAGAACCAAAAUGGCAAAAAGUUUAGCUCUUUCUCUGAUUCUGUUUGUUCUGUAUGCGUCCACCGCAGCUAUAGCCAUGGUCAGAAACCUUGGAGAGGUGGAAUAUAGCGAUGACACAGAGUUCGUGAAAGCCUCCUGUGAGACAACAACGUACCCGGAACUAUGCUUUCAGUCUCUGUCUUCAUACGCAAGCGAGAUCAAGAAGCGGCCUCGUCAGCUCGCUGAGACAGCGCUUGCUGUUAGCUUGGCCCGAGCAAAGUCAGCCAAAACCUAUGUCUCGGACAUGACUGACUAUAAAGGAAUCACAGAGAGGCAGCACGAGGCCGUCUCGGACUGUAUAGAAGAGAUGGGAGAUACUGUUGACAGGUUGAGAAGUUCGCUGAAGGAACUGAAGCAUCUGGAGGAAGGCGAAAGCGGGGAAGACUUCUGGUUGUGUCUGGGCAAUGUCCGGACAUGGACAAGUGCGGCUCUGACGGAUGAGACCACGUGUCUUGAUGGGUUUGGAGGGAAAGCCAUGGAUGGAGAGCUGAAAAGGUUAAUCAGAGAACACAUUUUGCGUGUGGCGCAAGAUACGAGCAAUGCAUUGGCUUUGAUCAAUGUCUUUGCUUCCAAGCAUUGAAGAUAUUGUGGUCUUGGGGGACUGAGUGUUUUUCUCUUGGGUUUGUUUUCUUUUGUGUGUUUCAAGAAAUGUGUAUUUGGUUUGUGUUUGAGUCAAUAUCAGGUUUCGCUUGCCACAUUGUUAUGUCAUGUACGGGCUUACGUUGUUCGAAGCAAUAAUUUAUGUAAGCCAUGUAGAGGAUGUUGCAAUCUUAUCUUUUAAACCA